Fonsecaea multimorphosa CBS 102226 is the source of this 1392-nucleotide messenger RNA. RefSeq lists its product as uncharacterized. The record is from RefSeq and is a predicted model, not a curated record. Gene Ontology annotation, biological process: mitochondrial magnesium ion transmembrane transport. Bases 1 to 1392 code for a protein of 463 amino acids. Lineage: Eukaryota; Fungi; Ascomycota; Eurotiomycetes; Chaetothyriales; Herpotrichiellaceae. The transcript has a single exon. Gene Ontology annotation, cellular component: mitochondrial inner membrane. Gene Ontology annotation, molecular function: magnesium ion transmembrane transporter activity.
AUGUGGACCAAGCUCAAGGUUCCGAGCACGCUCAAGCUUCGGCCACCCGAGUGUUGCAAACUCUCACCUCGCCCACUGCUAGUUCUGCCAAAGAGAUCUCUGCUUUCAACCUGGACACCACCAGGAAGUCGGCGGUGGCAAUUACAAAGACCACCUCCGCCACAUGCAUCUUGCAUUGGCUUGCCCUUCGCUGCGAGACGUACAUCAUCAACGCAAAGGAUCUCUUCAGAUAACAUCGAGCUCGUGGACAACGCACUGGACGCGCCAGAAUCCAGCCUGAACGCCAAGAACGGCAGAAUCACCUGCAUCUACUUCGACAAGUCUGGACGCUUCAACGCCGAGCACAAACAACUGACCAAGGCCGAGAUUGGCGAGCAGUUCGAGCUGCGCCACCGCGACCUGCGGGACAUUGACCUCAAAUCCGAGGCGGUGACGCGCAUCUUGGUGCGGCCGACGACCAUCCUCCUGCAGUUUUUCCAGUUGUGUAUGAUCAUCCAGGCCGACGAGGCGCUGCUGAUCUACAAUCAUCAACCGCAGCCGCAGACAAGCAGUGACAGCGACGAUGACGCCGCCCACGGCGGCGCCGGCGCCGGCGCCAAUGCCGACGGAUCGUCUCCGAGGAAAAACGACGACGGAGGCGAGUUCUACCGCGAAAUCGAGCGGCGCAUGUCCGGCCCGAACGUCGAGACCGCCGACGUGCCCGAGUUGCCGUACGAACUGCGCGCCGUGGAAGCCGCCCUGGUGGCCGUGCUCUCGGCGCUGCGCCACGACCUGAUCGACGCGCGGCACAAGGCCGAAGAAUCCGCCGCCAGCCUGCGUCUCGACUCGGGCCUCGCGGCCGUCGGCCUCAACCUGGUCUUCGACCGGACGCGGACGCUGAGCAAGAUCGAGCAAAAGGCCCGACUGGUGCGGGACACGAUCCGCGAGGUUCUCGACACCGACGAGGACCUCGCGGGCAUGUACCUGUCCGACCACCUCGCAGGCCACCCUCACGAUGCCGCGGACCACCAGGAGGCCGAGUACAUGCUGGAAGCGUACCACAAGGCCGCCGACACCUUGGUCGAAUCCGCCCAAGCGGCCAUCGACAUCUUGCGGAAAAAGGAAAACACCUUCCGCUCCUCGCUCGCCGUCCAGCGCAACCAGAUCAUGUUCCUCGAGGCCCGCGUCGCCAUCCACACUUUGGGGCUCGCCGCGGGGACCAUGGCCGCGGGACUAUUCGGUAUGAACCUCCUGAAUUACCUCGAGGAGGCGCCCUACGGCUUCUUCUACAUUACCGGCGCCUGCACCGUCCUUUCCGCAUUGUUCUCCAUGUACGGCAUGCGGAGUCUGCGCAGGAUCCAGACUCUGAAGGGCAUUCAGCGCUCGAGGGUUGGAGGGUUGCCGAGAUCCUAG